Molecule: messenger RNA, 1785 nt
Organism: Bactrocera oleae (olive fruit fly)
Lineage: Eukaryota; Metazoa; Arthropoda; Insecta; Diptera; Tephritidae
Gene: skl
Product: sickle
Source: RefSeq, a predicted model, not a curated record
GUCACACUGUCUAUUUAUUUUAUUGGCUCGUAUUGCUUGGCUUACUGAUUACAUGCGAGUUGGGUUUUUGAGUAGAAAUUUUUGUGGGUUACAGAGCACAUGACGUUCGCUACAUGCCACAGUCGUGCGUGUACACUGCUGCGAAUCACUAUUAACACCAAGUAGCGCGUAUAGAGUAAACUUGAUAGCACCUCGAGUACAAUAUUAUUAUUUCACGUAAAUUUUCGAGUAUAAAUACGCGUGCCUUUACUAGCGGUACUUCAGUACGACAAGCGUUACGCUGCUGAGUGGACGCAUCGAGCGCUUGAAUCGAAGUCAAUAGGAAGUGCGUGUGUGUAUAAUUUUGUGAAUUUUCAAACGAAGCGCAGAAAAUACGAAAUUUUUUACGACAAACUUUUUCGAUAGUUGAACCUUUUUUUUUGAGAAAUAGAAAUAUUAUAAACGAAACAUGGCUAUACCUUUCUACGAGCCACGGCAGCAGCCCUCAACUGAGUGUGAUCAAAUUGACGGACAUUUUCCGCCAGCACCGAGCAGUCAGUCCGUGCCAUUGCCGACGGCAAAUCUUAGUGCGCCAAUGCCCACAAAUCAAGCGUCGACUAGCGGAAGUACAGCAGCGCCUAUAUUAGUAGCCACUGCUACACCAACGGCUUUUUCCAGUGCGUUCACAACUGCUUCGGCAACACUUCCAAAUUCUGUAAAUGCCAGUUCAAGCGCGUCUUCGAAUUUAAUUCCUGGCACUACCGCAGCCACAGCAACUUUUUCGAUUUCAUCUACAAAUCCAGCCACCGCCGCUUCCUUGUCGUCUAAUUCGCAUUCUAACAGUUCCUCCGAAACUUCACAUCCGUCUUCAGCCGCUUCCACGUUGGAGCCGCUACCUUGGAAGCUGCUUGCUGUGGCUAUGUGCAAAGCUUUAAAACAAUAUUACCAACAAACUGGUUCCGCAGACGUUUUCACCACCGCUGUCAUCGAGAUAUCGCCCAGUGGUGUUGUUGGUGGUGCACAAGAACAACCGUCAGCUGCCGGCAAUUAGAGAUUUGCUAAUCGAAAAGAAGUUACUACAAUUUUACGUUCCUGGUCGAGGGGUCAAAGGCAUUUCAUGUGCCCAGUGUACUGUGUGGUAAAGCUCCGGAAAAGCGCAAUUGUGAUUAUGAGAAACUCCGAAAAUUUGACGGAUUCCGAGAAAAAACUAUAUAAUAUUGUAUGUCCGUCGGUAAAAUGCUGAUUUAGCGGAGCUCAGAAGCUAUUUUAUGAGAAAGCAAAUUAUUGCAAUGAAUUGUGAGAUAUAAGCAUAAUUGUGAUAGCGUUUAUGUUUUAAGAAUGAAAAGUUUCAUUAGAUUUAAUUAAGAACUAAGCAAAAUAAUUAAAAUAAAGCUAGCAUAGAUUUUUGUAACUAAAUUAUGAAAUAGCAUAAUUUUUGAUGAGGUUUACAGAAAAAAUUUUCACACUUCAAAUAUAUUCGAAAUCUAAAAUAUAUUUUUAAUUUUUAUUUUUGAAAGUUAAUUUAAUUUAUCACAGUGUAGUCUCAAAAAAUUUUCCACAGGCUAAUAAAAGCUUGGGCUUAUGUUAAAAAAAUUAAUUUUAGACAUUUAAUUGGCGCCAAUAAUUCCAAAAGAACUGACACCUAAUUUUUAAGAUACUAUGUAUGUUUAUUUAUAAGUAAGAUUAUUUAUGACCUGAAAUUUAAUAAAAACAAAGUAUUGAAAAUUAAACUCUUGUGUUUCAAAAAUUCUUUUAAUUUUAAUUGGGCGUUUAAUACAUAUUUGAAAAUAAAAAUUGCAACGUUUU